Molecule: messenger RNA, 2396 nt
Organism: Rotaria sp. Silwood1
Lineage: Eukaryota; Metazoa; Rotifera; Eurotatoria; Philodinida; Philodinidae
Source: the annotation of a GenBank genome assembly
AUGAAAGCAUUUACAAUGUAUUUACAAGGUGAAAUUAUUAUAAGUGAUCAUCGUAUACGUAUAUUAUCAUAUGAUGGAAAAUAUUUACGACAAACAUUAUCUAUAAAUCAACAACGAAUGAUUGCAGGGAAUAUACAUAUACAUGAACUCAUGGAUGUAUGAGGACAUACAUCUAAUAGGAGAGAGGAGGAUUGUUAACGGUGAUUCAUCACCGUCCAGCCCUUGAUCUCUCUUCUUUCUUUCUCUUCUCUUUCUGGCUGUACCACUAUCUCUUUUUUCUUUGUUGUUAUGGACUUGAAGGACAUUUUAUGUAUAUAUAAGAUUAUGUUUUUUUCUUUUAAAAUAUAUCUAUCGAUCGCUCGACGAAACGAGCUAACAGUAUAUAUAGAUACCGUUAAUACGUCAUAUUUCUGAGUCAUGAAAAAGAACAAAGACGCUAUCUUUGAACGUCAGAAAAAAAUGCAUGCGUCAUUGUUGUAAGUAAAAUAAACACAAACACAUUUCUUUAUGUAUAUAGAUGAGCGCUCAGACGACCUUCGGCCACCUUCGCUAUCAAUUAUUUUAAUUUUUUGGAAUGCUGCAAUUAGGGGUGGCACUUUAACUUUACUUUAAAAGUUAAAGUUAAAGUUUAAAGUGGUACUUUAAACUUUAAAAAGUUAAAGUUAAAGUACCACUUUAACUUUAACUUUUAAAGUUAAAGUGACCGUACUUUAAACUUUAACUUUAAACUUUUUAAAGUUAAAGUCUAGAGGUAGCAAGUUACCGUUACCCAACCAUUACCGGUAACUGACACCCUUAGGUUCCUAAGUCCUACCACAGGGAGAUACCCUUGGGUCCUUAAAUCCUAUUAUAGUGGAGUACUCUUGGGUCCUCAAGUCCUAUUAUACGGAGGUACCCUUGGGUCCUCAAGUCCUAUUAUACUGAGAUACUCUUGGGUCCUCAAGUCCCAUUAUACGGAGGUACUCUUGGGUCGUCAAGUCCUAUUAUAGGGAGGUAUCCUUGGGUCCUCAAGUCCUACUGUAGGAGGGUAUCCUUGGAUCCUCAGGUUCUAUUAUAGGGAGCUACCCUUGGGUCCUCAAGUCCUAUUAUAGUGGAGUACUCUUGGGUCCUCAAGUCCUAUUAUACGAAGGUACCAUUGGGUCCUCAAGUCCUAUUAUGGUGGAGUACCCUUGGGUCCUCAAGUUCUAUUAUACAAAGGUACCCUUGGGUCCUCAAGUCCUAUUAUGGUGGAGUACUCUUGGGUCCUCAAGUCCUAUUAUAUGAAGGUACCCUUGGGUCCUCAAGUCCUAUUAUGGUGGAGUACUCUUGGGUCCUCCAGUCCUAUUAUACGGAGGUACCCUUGGGUCAUCAAAUCCUAUUAUACUGAGAUACUCUUGGGUCCUCAAGUUCCAUUAUACGGAGGUACUCUGGGGUCGUCAAGUCCUAUUAUAGGGAGGUAUCCUUGAGUCCUCAAGUCCUACUGUAGGAGGGUACCCUAGGGUCCUCAAGUCCUAUUAUAGGGGAAUAUCCUUGGGUCCUCAACUCCUAUUAUAGGGAGGUACCCUUGGUUCCUCAAGUCCUACUGUAGGAGAGUAUCCUUGGAUCCUCAAGUCCUAUUAUAGGGGAGUAUCUUUGGGUCCUCAAGUGCUAUUAUAGGGGAGUACCCUUGGGUCUUGAAGUCCUUUUAUAGGGAGAUACGCUUGGGUUCUCAAGUCCUAUUAUGCGGAGGUACCCUUGGAUCCUCGAGUCCUAUUAUACGAAGGUACCCUUGGGUCCUCAAGUCCUAUUAUAGUGGAGUACCCUUGGGUCCAUAAGUCCUAUUAUACUGAGAUACCCGAGGGUCUUCAAGUCCCAUUACACGCAGGUACCCUUGGAUACUCAUGUCCUAUUAUAGGGAGGUAUCCUUGGGUCCUCAAGUCCUACUGUAUGAGGGUACCCUUGGGUCCUCAAGUCCUACUGUAGGAGGGUACCCUUGAGUCCUCAAGUCCUAUUAGAGGGAGGUAUCCUUGGGUCCUAAAGUCUUAUCAUAGGUAGGUACCCUUGGGUCCUCAAGUCCUAUUAUGCGGAGGUACCCUUGGAUCCUCAAGUCCUAUUAUACGAAGGUAUCUUCUCAAGUCCUAUUAUACGAAGGUACCUUUGAGUCCUCAAGUGCUAUUAUAGGGAGGUACCCUUGGGUCCUCAAGUCCUGUUAUAGUGGGGUACCCUUGGCUUCACAAGUCGUAUUAUAGUGAGAUACCCGUGGGUCUUCAAGUCCCAUUAUACGGAGGUAAUCUUGGAUACGCAAGUCCUAUUAUACGAAGGUAUUCCUUGGGUGCACAAGUCCCAUUAAACGGAGGCACCGUUGGGUCUUCAAGUCCUAUUAUACUGAGGUACUCUGGAGUAGGGGUGGGACUUUAACUUUACUUUAAAAGGUAAAG